CAGGCACAGGCACAGGCCCGGGCCGGGGCGCGGCGGUGGCAGAAGCGGGCGGACAGCGGGCACCAUGCAGCUCCUGCCCAGCCUCUCCCCCGUCACCUGGCUGCUCCUCAUCGCCUUCCUGUGCCUCGUGGCCCUCUAUGGGAUAUGGCCCUACAGGACCUUCAAGAAGCUGGGCAUUCCUGGCCCACGGCCUCUGCCAUUUGUGGGAACUUUCCUGGAGUACCAGCACGGAAUCCACAAUUUUGAUCUGAAAUGCUUUGAAAAGUAUGGAAAAAUCUGGGGGUUUUAUGAUGGCAGGCAGCCUGUGCUGGCUGUUUUGGACCCCAUCCUCAUCAAAAACGUCCUGGUGAAAGAGUGCUACGACCUUUUUACUAAUCGCCGGAACUUUCGUCUGAACGGGAUCCUGGAGUCGGCCCUCAACGUGGCUGAAGACGAGCAGUGGAAAAGGAUUCGUACGGUGCUGUCUCCAACCUUCACCAGUGGGAAGCUGAAGGAGAUGUUUCAUGUCAUUAAUCACUAUGGUGAAAAAUUAGUGGAAAGCAUUGAGAAGAAAGUGGCUAAUGAUGAAUUCGUGACUGCGAAGGACAUUUUUGGAGCUUACAGCAUGGAUGUGGUGACCAGCACUUCUUUCAGUGUCAAUGUUGACUCCAUGAACAACCCCAAUGACCCCUUUGUCACCAACAUUAGGAAAUUUCUCCAAUUCAGUUUCCUGAGUCCUGUGUUCUUACUCUUAGUGUUGUUCCCCUUUGUUGCCCCUGUGCUGGAAAAGUUGAAGGUGACUCUGUUACCCUCAGAUGUUAUGGAGUUCUUCAAGAAUGUCUUCACAAAACUGAAGAAGGAACGGGAAGAGGGCAGCAGCACAGACCGGGUGGAUUUCCUGCAGCUCAUGAUUGAAUCACAGAACUCACAUGAUGGCUCCAAGUCUGCUGAGACCAGCUCGGACAAAACAUUAAGUGAUGAGGAGGUUCUGGCCCAGGCUCUUAUCUUUGUCUUCGCUGGUUAUGAGACCACCAGCUCCACCCUCAGCUACAUAGCCUACAACCUGGCCGUUCACCCUGAUGUGCAGCAGCGGCUCCAGGACGAGGUGGAUGCACACCUCCCCAACAAGGCCACUCCCACGUACAACGCCAUCACUCAGAUGGAGUAUUUGGAUAUGGUGGUGAGCGAAUCCAUCCGGCUCUACCCCGCCGGGGGCCGGCUCGAGAGGGUCUGCAAGAAGACUGUGGAGCUCAAUGGAGUGACUAUUCCGAAGGGAGUGGUGGUCGUGAUCCCAGCCUUCGUGCUGCACAGGGACCCGCAGUACUGGCCAGAGCCGGAAGAGUUCAGGCCUGAGAGGUUCAGUAAAGAGAACAAAGAGAAUAUUGACCCCUACACCUUCCUGCCAUUCGGGGCUGGCCCCAGGAACUGCAUAGGCAUGAGAUUUGCUCUCCUCGUUGUGAAAGUGGCUGUGGUUGUCCUGUUGCAGAACUUCUCAUUCAGACCCUGCAAAGACACACCGAUCCCGCUGGUCCUGGACUCGAAAGGUUUCAUGCAGCCAAAGAAGCCCAUUGUCCUGAAGAUGGUCCCCAGAGCCCAGGCUGACCUGAAGGAGUGAAGGAAGCAGGAGCAGAGCAAGAGACUCUUAUUUAAUGGUGCCUCCUCCAGCUCUUGAGGAGGCCAGGUUAAUGUGUUCGGUGUAGGAAUGUCAGGGGGGCAGCCCCCCCAUUUCAUGGGGGUUUGGCCCAGCACAAUUACAUGAGCAUUAUCCUAAUGAACACGAGCCCCAGGUGCUGCUGUCCCCAAUCACAAUAGGCAUUUUGCAAGACCAUUUGCACUCGAGUUAUUUGGGCAUUUUUUUUCUCUCUCUCUGAAGAGGCACUUUUCUAAGCAAUUUGAUUCCAGACAUUGUCAGUCUCUUCUGGCAGUGUAAUUUAAAUCAAGAUGGGGAGAGCAAAUUGCACAUAGUUAAGUAAUGCUGCCACUGCUCCUGUUCCCGUUGCCUGCUGGGUGACUGUGUGUCUUGUGGUUUUAUUCUCCUGGGAAUGCAGAGUUGUCCAGGGCUCUUUCCUCAGCUCUGUGCCAGGACCCUGACAAGUGUUAAAAUGGUCAUGUCAUUACAGGACUGAAAGCUUGCAGCAGAUUUUCUGAUGCUGAUUUAUUUAGAUUUUGGUAUGAUUUCAGAUGGCUUUUGUGUGAUUCCAAGUGCAGAUGAAUUAACUGGGGGUGCCCAGAGAGAAGUCCCCUAAGGACUGGAGAUUUGCAGAGUGGGAAGUUCCCACAUGUGUUUCCUGAUUGUUUGCUUAUUUUAUCUUGGGCAUGCAGCCAGCUGCCAUGGGAGGGAUUGUCAACACAGGCACCAUCCACACUGCUGUAUGGCACCUUUCAGUCUGAUUUGUAUUAGGCCACUAUAAGACCAACUUAAUAAUUAUGCAGGGUGCAGCACUGAGAGCCUUCAGAUGUCCUGGGCAACCCUGUCUGGAAGAAAGGUGCCUUUGCCUAUUGAGUGCUUCAAAAUCUUGCCAAACUUUGUAAUUUUUGUGAAGUCUAGAAUUUCACAUUAUUCCUCCAAAAACUGCUGCUGGCAUGCUAACUGCAAUAAAAAGUUCACUUGCCUCUUCUGUGCCCAGCUGCUGCCAGUCUCUGCUGCUGUACUUUCUCCACACACAAGCGACUCCACCUGUAGAUCUCAUAAGCCUUUGGCCAGGUGAUGAAAACUCCUUUUAUCCUGGAUGAAUCCCUGUGGGUACCAUAAAUCCUGAGAGCUGCUCCUGGAAGUACAACAGCCCAGAAGGAAUGGCUGAGCCACUGAGAGUGUGAAGUGAUUCCUAUUGCAAAAGGAACUUUAUUCACUAC
This is a messenger RNA of Hirundo rustica (Barn swallow), 2832 nucleotides long. Its product is annotated as cytochrome P450 3A29-like. The transcript has 13 exons. Gene Ontology annotation, molecular function: heme binding; iron ion binding; testosterone 6-beta-hydroxylase activity. Bases 65 to 1594 code for a protein of 509 amino acids. Gene Ontology annotation, biological process: steroid metabolic process; oxidative demethylation. The record is from RefSeq and is a predicted model, not a curated record. NCBI's taxonomy places the organism in Eukaryota, Metazoa, Chordata, Aves, Passeriformes, Hirundinidae.